This is a messenger RNA of Rhinolophus ferrumequinum (greater horseshoe bat), 4723 nucleotides long. RefSeq names its product caspase 8 (gene CASP8). Bases 2249 to 3685 code for a protein of 478 amino acids. Gene Ontology annotation, molecular function: protein binding; cysteine-type endopeptidase activity. Gene Ontology annotation, biological process: proteolysis; apoptotic process; negative regulation of extrinsic apoptotic signaling pathway via death domain receptors. The record is from RefSeq and is a predicted model, not a curated record. Lineage: Eukaryota; Metazoa; Chordata; Mammalia; Chiroptera; Rhinolophidae. The transcript has 7 exons.
ACAUAUGGGGUGUUUCUAGUUGUUCUGGGUUACACAUCAUUCUGUGAUGACACUCCAAGAACAUACCCUGUUGAGCACAUGCGUGUUUCUGUAGUGUGAUUUAAGGAAUUGAGCUUGCUAGUUUGUCCCCAUGUAUAGCCAGCAGUUUAUGUUUGGUGCACUUUGAACAUAUGCUGUUAGGUGCUAGCCACUUAUUUAAGAUAACUUUCCUAAAUAAAAGUAUUUUCCUGAUAAUUGAUUGCUUUUGCAGGGAAGUAUCUGUAUCCUGCUAUAGAAUACAGUUAUAAUUCACUGUGUUUUCAAUUUUCAUAAAAUACACUGCUUCUACAUAAUCAGUGUGGGGAGAGGAAGGUAUUUUUAAAAGUUUCGAAGUGUUUUUUGGCCACUUUUUAAAAAACAUUAAGGCUUACUUUAAUGUGCAAAUAAAAAAUAUUUCUGUUUUAACAUCAGAUGUAGAAAAUACAGAGGUCCUGGAUCACUCUUGAUCACUACCUCUGAGUAAUAGUCAGGAUUUGCGUUUUCAGAACGUUUGUAAAUGCAGGGAGCGUAAAGAUCCAGGAAGCGAUCUGCCUUGUUUAAUGGAGGAAAGAGGUCCAAAUGGGUUAAGGUUAUUUGAGGUUAAGGAAAGUGCCCAAGAACACAGACUCUGUGGGAUCAAGGAGAUGAUGGAGCUGGAUGGGAAGUUAAGGUUUUUCUACUUCAAGGUUCUCAGAGGGUAGCUGCCCGGGACCACCACUUAAGGUAAGUAAGCAUUUGAGUAAGACUUCAACGAAGAGUUCCUUAACUUUACAGAGUUUGAAAAACACCGCUUCUAACUGAAUUUUCACAUUUAUCAAGCGAGGCAAUGGGAAAACUAGGAGGGUAAGAGGCGUGCUCAAGUGACCAGUUUGUGUCAGGGCCCCACAGUCUGGGUCUUUUUCCUUCUCUUUGGUUAACACUUGUUUAGCAUUCACUAGUUGGUGGCCAUUGUUAUCUAAAUGCAUUAGAGGUUAUAUAGUCACAACACUUGAGGAGAUGGGUGUUCUUUUGAUCCUUGUUUUACAAAGGAAUCUAACCUCAGAGGACAGGAACUACCCAGGGCCUGAAGGCAGCGUCCCCCUGGAUUCUGAUCUAAGUUUUGUCUGAGCCCAAAGCCCCUUACUCGGUACCACUGCACUCCCUGCCUCCCCCGAGGGUCAGCUGCAAGGGAGCUUCCUGGCUUUGAUGGGCAACACUGUAUCCCGCUCUACAGAACCAGGUCCCAGUUUUGUUCCUAUGAAGAAGCCAUACAAACACUGCUCCCAGGGCUCUUUCACAGGCCUGUCAGAGCAGGGAGAGUGGCGAGAAAUCAGUCAAGGUGACUCAAGGGCUUCAAGGGAGGAGAAACCCCAGAUCCUGGACUGCUUUCAUGAAGGUUGUUUGGGUUUCCCGAAACACUGCCCUCUCCUUUUUUUUUUUUUUUUAAACCUAUUUCAAUGUGUGUUUGAAAAAAACCGCAUUGUCUAAUUUAGAGACUGUUGAAAGGGUUGCCAGGGUUGACCUGGUUCUGCUUCCAGUCUCGGGUUCUUGACCAGCAGUGAGUGCUUUCCCUAAGGUCUGUGGAGGGCAGCGCUGCAGCACGUCUUCCCACCACCACUGUUUCAGUCAGACCCUAUCUCUUCUCCACCUCCAACCCUUCCAAUCUGUCCUCCACACUUUAAAUGUUAAUUCCAAUCAGAUGACAUCAUUCUCAUGUUUAUAUCCUUUCUUAGUUCCCUAUCACCUCCAGGACAAAGCCUGAACCCUUUGACCCAUAAUAGGCCCUGGCCCCAGCUUCAUCCCUUUGACCCAUCAUUCCCCAUCCCAAACCCUUCCAGCUUAUUUAUUGAGUUCCUUGUGUCUGUCUGAACUGACUUGAAUAUUCUUGACUCCAUCUUUUGCAUAAACUAUUUCCUGCAAGAACUGUCCUUUCCCACCUCCUCCACAAAAGUGCCUUCCCUCCAGGAAGUGUUUCUCCCAGGCUUUAUAUUCCUCGGGCACCCUGGUCACAGCUUGCUGACCACUGGCUAGUUUGUAUAUCUACGUUCCUAAACAGUAAGCUACCUGAGAGCAGGAGCUUGUCCUGUUUGUUUUACCUUCCCUAUAUCCACAGUACAAUGUCUUGUAUAUACUGUAAUAGAUGUAAUAGCAUUUGAUGCAGGAACAAACCAGUAAAUGCUACUUUUCUUCCUCAUUUGAACAUGAUGUUGCAUUUGGACCUAGGCUAUAACUACACUAACACUGGACAAGCAUGAAUUUCAGCAAUUGUCUCUACGAUAUCGGGGAACAUCUGGACAGUGAUGAGCUGGCCUCCCUCAAGUUCCUGAGCCAGGACUACAUCCCACAAAGGAAACAGGAACCCAUCAAGGAUGCCUUAAUGUUAUUCCAGAGACUGCAGGAAAAGAGAAUGUUGGAAGAAAGCAACUUGUCCUUUUUGAAGGAGCUGCUAUUCCGAAUUAAUAGACUGGAUCUGCUGGUCAAACACCUGGGCACCAGCAAGGAAGAGAUGACUAAGGAGCUUCAGACACCAGGCAGGGCUCAGAUCUCUGCUUACAGGGUCAUGCUUUUUCAGAUUUCAGAAGAUGUAACCAAAGUGGAAUGGAAGGCCUUUAAGUUUCUUUUGAGCCAGGAGAUUUCCAAAUGUAAACUGGAUGAUGACAUGACGUUGCUCGAUAUUUUCAUAGAGAUGGAGAAGAGGGUCAUGCUUGGGGAAAGAAACUUGGAUACUCUGAAAAAAAUAUGUGCCCAAGUCAACAAGAGCCUGCUGAAGAAAAUCAAUGAUUAUGAAGAAUUAAGCAGAGAGGUGUCUCAAUUGUAUGAUGGGGAGAAGUCUCUUGGGAUGCUGUCAGUGUCGGACUCCCCGAGCCAACAAUACUGUGAAUCCCGAGAACAGGACAGUCAAUCACAAACAUCCGACAAAGUUUACCGAAUGGAAAGCAAGCCUCGGGGGUACUGUGUGAUCUUUAACAAUUAUGACUUUAGCAUAGCACGGAAGAACGUGCCCAAACUUCACAGCAUGAAGAAUAGAAAUGGAACAGACUUGGAUGCGGUGGCUUUGAACAACACCUUUAGUGAGCUUCAUUUUGAAGUAAUGGUUUACAAAGACUCAACAGCAGGGAAAAUCUGUGAAAUUCUGAAAUCCUACCAAAGCAUGGACCACCGUAACAAGGAUUGCUUCAUGUGCUGCAUCCUCUCCCAUGGAGAUAAGGGCAUCAUCUAUGGCUGUGAUGGGCAGGAAGCCCCCAUCUAUGAGCUGACCUCUUACUUCACUGGUUCGAAUUGCCCUUCCCUUGUAGGCAAACCCAAAAUCUUUUUUAUUCAGGCUUGUCAAGGGGAUAACUACCAGAAAGGUAUAGCUGUUGAUACUGACUCAGAACAGAAGGAAGCCGAUUUAGAAACAGACUCAUUACUUCAGAAGACGUAUAUCCCAAAUGAGGCUGACUUUCUGCUGGGGAUGGCUACUGUGAACAACUGUGUUUCCUACCGAAGCCCCAUGGAGGGGACCUGGUAUAUUCAGUCACUUUGCCAGAGCCUGAGAGAAAGAUGUCCUAGAGGUGAAGAUAUUCUCACCAUCCUCACUGAAGUGAACUAUGAAGUGAGCAAUAAGGAUGACAAGAAAAAUAUGGGGAAGCAGAUGCCACAACCUACUUUCACUCUAAGAAAAAAACUCUUCUUCCCUCUUAAUUGAUGCAUAACACUAUGCACUAUAACAAUUAUGCACUAAUUGUUAAUAAGAUGCUGCUAUUCCCCACUUUCUGUUUUUUUUUUUUUUUUUUGGAUGACAGGAAGGGGAGAGAAUGGGAGCCAAAGGACAUCUCUUUAGUUUUUAGGCAAAUUCAAGCUUAAAUCUCUGGGUUUGUAAUAAUAGCUAGACAUUUAUAGCCAUUUUAUUUGUAAUAAAAUGGGGUGAUUUUCAUUGUAUUUUUAAUGUGAUAAAAAAGUUUUUAAAAACUAUAGUAGGGGGCUGGCCUGGAGGCCCAGGUGGUUGGAGCGCCGUUCUCCUAAUGCUGAGGUUGCUGGUUCGAUUCCCACAUGGGUCAGUGAGCUGCACCCUCUACAGCUAAGAUUGUGAACAACAGCUCUCCCUGGAGCUGGACUACUGUGGGCUAACGUGUGUGGCCGUGAGCAGCCGGCAGCCGGCAAGAGCUGCCACGAGUUGCUGUGAGCAGCCCACCGAGGACUGACCCCCUCAGCCUGGGGAAGCGCAAGGCUCAUAAUACCAGCAUGGGCCAGGGAGCUGUGUCCUACACAACUAGACUAAGAAACAAUGGCUUGAACUGGAGUGGGGGGUGGGGGACAGAAGAAGGGGGAAAACAAAACAAAACUAUAGUAGGUACAAAAAGUACAGUAAGUUUAAAAGAAAUGUAACAUUAUGAAGGUUCAAAAACAGUGGCACAAUGUUCUUCACACAUCUCUCAUCUGCUUUUAACCCAUAAUCACUUAAUUUAAUUCCCUUCCAAUUGUUCAGCAUUUACUUUCUUUUUUUUGUACGUCUACUCCCUCUCUUUCCAGGCCACCUUCCAUGCUACUCUGCAAUGAAAACUUUUUCUUUUUAUUCUUCUAAAUUCAAAGUGAGAGUGAGUAUUUUGAGGGGAAUUAAUGGCAAUGUGUCAUUUACUGUAAUAAAUUAUUUUGAUUUAAACAUUCCCUGUAUUGUUGAUCACACCUCAUAGUAAUUAAAUUGACGUAAGAUAAAUUAACAGGAGAAAAACAAAUUUAAUUAUUU